AUGCUUCUUGCGCAAAAAAAACCCGGCUCUAGCCCUAAAACAAUAAAUGAUGCAACCAGGCUCUUCUCUGGUUUAGCCGACCUUGAUUUUGAGCCUGGUUACAAUGAUCAUGUGUAUUUUCAAUAUUUGUCCAAUAAUAAAAAUGAUAUUUCUCUUCUAGAAGCCUAUCAUCCUGAAGAGAUUUAUUCAAAAUAUAUAGUUCGAGUGUCAGAAAAGGGUUUUACGAUAGUUGAUCAUCCAUCUGAAAUUUAUGGGAUUCCUGAUACUCACGAGUGCAUUGAUGGGAAUCUGCCUCUCUGUCUGGUUCUGGAUAUUGAUGCGAGGCAGAACCCCAAUCCUAUGAAUCCUGAACUCCCUUCCUUAGAUGGAAGUAAAAGUUCUCGUGAAGAUUUAUUAUCCAGAAUCUUAAUUGCCUGCACCGAUAUCUUAUAUUUUGACUUAAAACAUUUUGCAAUAUUAGAUGCUUUUGCCUUAGCCAGUUCGUCUAAUUCUGAUAAAUGUAGCUGGCAUAUCAUGUAUAAAUAUGCACGGUUCGUUGACUACAGAGACUUUAGAGGAUUUGUGAAAAAAGUUGCUGAUAAGAUUGGAAAACCAUAUUCUGAAUUUAUUGACCUUGGACUUUAUAAAUCACGUUUUAGUCUUCAGCUUCUUGGAUCGGCAAAGGAAGAUAGAGUUAAAAGACCCGUGGUUUCUUCAGUUAAACAAGGAUAUCACAAGCUAGAAGAUUAUUUAGUUCAACCUAAAUCUGAUUAUUCUGAAAUCUGGCAACAGACCUUUUCUUCUGAAAAGCUAGAAAAGGAUGAAUUCCAACCUAUCGAAGAUGAAACCGCUUUAAGCAAGAGAGCUGGUUUAGUUACAGCAAAAUAUGAGUGGCUUGAAAUUGGCCAUAUUAAAAAGGGAUUUGUCAACUUCCAAGCAAAGUUAUAUGAAGCAUGUCCUAUUUGCGGAAUCAAACAUGAAAGAGAUCAAUUAUAUAGCUUUCUUCGAAGUAACGGCCAUUUUGUACUUAAAUGCUAUCAGCAAAAUCAAUAUAAGCCAGAUCAUAAGGGAUUAGCAUUUGGAAAAGUGACUGAAAUUUCUACAAAACCUAAGAGAGGAAUAGUCGAAAGAAUAGGUGAUGCUAUAUCAAAUCCACGCCCUCUUAUAGAAUUAUCAGAAAUGGCAAUUAAUGUAGAAAAAUUAAAGGAUGCUUUGGAAGUAUAUUCUGAUUUCUUGGGUAUUGAGAAAAUGACAACACUUAUUCGUUCUCCUCUGAGGACAUGGAAAACCACUACAUUAAGAGAGAUUAUUAUGGCAUUGAAAGAUAAAGUACAUGAUAUUUCUUUUUUACCAUGUUAUAUCUGGAUCUUUUACCGAAAGUCUCUUAGCAAUGAAUCAAAAUCCAAACUUAAUGAGUUAAAAGCAUCUGGCUUCCAAAUUUGCAACUACCAAAAUAUGCAAGGAGACUUAUCUAUAAAUGAGUGGGAUAUUAUCAUAGUACAGGUUGAAAGCCUCUUUCGUGUCGAAUUCACAGCCCGUCCGUUUGUAGCUAUUCUCGAUGAAUCUAAUGCCAUUAUGCGCCAAAUGUUUAGCGGUACAAAUGCACGGGAAUCUGAAAACGCAAUGCGUGAUGUCUUAAGAUCUGCAAUGCAUGUUUUGGCCAUAGAUGCCUUCGCAAAUAUCUCAACACUAACCUUCCUCCAGAUUUAUUGUGGUGAAAAUAUUCGCGUAGUCGAUAAUAAGUAUCAGCCUCGUAUAGGUGAGACGGUUGAAUUUAUUUAUGAUUCAAAUAGUGGAGCAGAAGUUAUGCGAAUAGGAUAUGACCUUUUGAGGCAGGGUAAGCGUGUGGCAUUUGUAUUUACCGGAGUGGUGAUAGCUAGAGCGUUAGUGGAAAAAGCAUCUAAGUUGUCUAAACCUGAUAAUUCGCCUGUUAGAGCCUGUGCUUAUUAUGGAGAUAUGGAUGGAAAACAACGUCAAAAAGACUUUUCUGAUAUUAAUGUCGCUUGGAGUGAGCUUGACUGUAUAGCUUAUACAAAUAUAAUGGAGGCAGGAAUAUCAUUCGAGGUUACAGGUCACUUCGAUAUAGUUAUAGCUAUUACAAACAUCGCCACUCCAGUUCAUAAAAAUUCUAACGAACUUUUUUGCCCAUCAGGUCGUGAAAAUAUUAGGGCAGAACUUGAAAGUGCUCGGCCUAAUAACUUACCUACAGCAAUAAAAGGUCAUCGUAAAUAG
Molecule: messenger RNA, 2211 nt
Organism: Rhizophagus irregularis DAOM 181602=DAOM 197198
Lineage: Eukaryota; Fungi; Glomeromycota; Glomeromycetes; Glomerales; Glomeraceae
Biological process (GO): DNA replication
Molecular function (GO): DNA replication origin binding; ATP binding
Source: RefSeq, a predicted model, not a curated record